GAUGCAAAGAUUUUGUAGGGGCUAAACUGAAUCAUUGUUUUACACAGCCCAUUCUGGUUUUUUUAUAAAUAUCACGAGAUAUUGCUAUACCCUUUCUCUCAGAGUUGAUAUAAAUAUAUGUUGAAUUAAAUUUUUUUCACAAUGAAUGAAAUGAAAGAAACUCUAUUACCUUUUUGGGGAGAAACAACGGCAACUUUGGAUUGGUGCGAAGAAAAUUAUAUAGUUCAUAAAUAUAUCGCCGAAUUCAUCAAUACUACAACAAAUCUUAUUUUUAUCACUUUGGCAAUUUUCGGUAUUUACACUACUUUCAAAUGUGGUUUGCCUUUUCGUCACGCAUUUGGCUAUGCCGCAAUUGCAUUGAUCGGGAUAGGAUCUUGGUGGUUUCAUAUGACUUUGCUGUAUGAAUUUCAAUUAUUAGAUGAACUUCCAAUGAUCUAUGCAGCAUGUGUCUUAACACACGACAUUUUCGAAACAGGAGAAAAAAGAAAGUUCGGCUUAUUUUUACCAUUAGCCUUAUUUAUAUAUGCACUAAGUGUAACAGCGGCUUAUUUAUAUAUCAACAAUCCAGUAUUUCAUCAAAUAUCAUAUGCAUUAUUAGUAAUAGUACUUAAUUUUCGAUCGAUUUAUUUAUUAACACAAGUACCUAAAGGUCAAACACGUAUUCUUAUGAAAAAAUUAUUGUUUACAUCUUGGACAACGUUUGGACUUGGAUUUUUCUUAUGGAAUGUUGAUAAUAUAGCUUGCCAUCAAUUAAUAGCAGCUCGUCGUAGAAUAGGUAUGCCUUUAAGUCAUUUAUUGGAAUUACAUGGAUGGUGGCAUAUUGGCACUGCGUUUGGUACUUAUUAUUGGAUUGUAUUUAGUAAUUAUAUUAGAAUAAUAUUAUUACAUAAGGAAAACGAAUAUAAUAUUAAAUGGGGAUUAGGGUUUGUUCCUUAUGUUGCUAAAAUUAGUACAACUUCAAAGAAAGAAAUAAAACUUAAUAGUAAAGUUGAAUGAUAUUUGAAACCACAACUUUUUAAUGCUCUAUUAAUAUAAUAAUUUUAAUUUACCACACUUUUAUAAAUAUAGACGAUGUAAUUAAAUUAUUACAUUUUUUUAUUAUAUUUUACAUAUAUAUAUAUAGUUUUGUUAUAAAUAAAUAAAUUGAUUGUUAGCAGAUUUUA
Rhizophagus irregularis DAOM 181602=DAOM 197198 is the source of this 1163-nucleotide messenger RNA. RefSeq lists its product as uncharacterized. NCBI's taxonomy places the organism in Eukaryota, Fungi, Glomeromycota, Glomeromycetes, Glomerales, Glomeraceae. The record is from RefSeq and is a predicted model, not a curated record. Gene Ontology annotation, cellular component: endoplasmic reticulum membrane. Gene Ontology annotation, biological process: ceramide biosynthetic process; ceramide catabolic process.